Oppiella nova is the source of this 3404-nucleotide messenger RNA. Lineage: Eukaryota; Metazoa; Arthropoda; Arachnida; Sarcoptiformes; Oppiidae. The record is from the annotation of a GenBank genome assembly.
CGCCUUUCGCAAUAGUAUUGACUUUUUUGUCUACGAUUUGAUGCAUUCAUUGAAUUCAUGAAUUGGUGUUGAGUUGCGGCACUCAAUUGUAUUAACGAUUAAUCGGUUCAAAACAUCAACACAUUUGUCGUGUCAACUCACCAUUUGAUACAUUGUUUUGAUAUAUAUUGACGUAUUUGUGAGACAAUGGGUGACUCGGAUGAAGACUUUGACCGCUCCUCCAGAGGUCGGGAUAAGUUCAGACGCGAGAGGAGUGACUACAACGACAGGAACUCCGAUAACCGACGCGAUAACUGGUCGGACCGUCGUGAGAGUGGAGGCACCGGCUCUUGGAAUAACCAGAACAGAGACCGCAUUCCUCAGCGUAGAGACAACUAUCGCAAUGACAACUACUCGAUGGGCGGACAGGGAGGCGGCGGUCAGCGCAGGGAUCGGUACAGUCCGGCCGAUAGGAGUGAUAUGAGUCCGCCUAUGAAGCGCAUGAGAGGGGGUCGCGAGUGGGACGAUAGGUCUCCGUAUCCUAACUAUGAGAUGGGAGGCUAUGGUUCCGGUCAUCACAACAACUGGAAUCAAAUGGAUAACAAUGGCCCCAACUCUCAGAACCAGAAUCAGCACAGGGAGGCGGACACCGGUCCCACUCAGCCUCCAAUGAUGACAUUCAAGCAGUUUUUGGGAACACAAGACGACGGGAUUGACGAUCAGAUCGCUGUUAAGAAGUAUAACGACUAUAAGUUGGAGUUUAAGAAAAGACAAAUUCUUGAGUUUUUUAACGCCCAUAAGGACGAGGAAUGUGUUAAUUUUAACACAAAAGUAAUCAAACUAUUCGACUAUAAUUUAAUGCCAUGUGUUGGUUGAGGUUUCGGUCCAAAUACCAUCCCGAAGAGUACGACAAACGUAAGGCCGAACAGACCCAGGCAUUCAAGACACGGCUCCAAAUAUUCCUCGAUUUGUUGGCCAACAGUUUCAUCGAUUCCGUGAGCAUUGAUGUGGAGAAAGCCAAUCAAAUCAUUCGCUUAUUGGACGCCGCGGUCAUCAAACUCGAAGGCGGAACUGAUUUCGAUUUAAAGGCUUUGGACGAGAAUUAUGAAGAGGAGAAAGCAAUAGAACCCGAUUUGUCACUGUUUUCCGUUGAUGUGGAGAAACCGGCAAAACCACAGACGGAUAAGAGUGAGAGGGAAGCCGGCGAAGAGUCUGGCAGUGAAGACCUCAACCAUAAGGACAAUGACAAUGAGAAUGAGAACGUAGAUAACGAACCCAAGGAAACAGAGGGAGAGAAAGAAGUGACCGAAAAGGAUAAUGACAACGAAGUGGAGACCACUGUCAAGACAGAGACGGGAGACUCCAUUGCCAGUCUCGAGGAGGGAGAGGCGUCUAUGGACGCCAACAGUGAGACUAAAGAGAAUGUCGACGAAGACACACAAGAAGAUAGAGUUAAGGUUAAGGUUGAGGAGGAGAAGAGUCAGUCACCCGUGAAAAGCAUCUCUAAGUCGGAUGACUCUGAGAAACCGCGAGCCCUUCACAAGACAUUGUCUAUAUUUAUGCGAAAUCUUGCGCCGACUAUAACUAAACAGGAGAUCGAAGAUUUGUGUCGACGAUAUCCAGGGUUUCUUCGCUUAUGUAUCGCGGAUCCAACCUCUGAGCGAAGGUUCUUCAGGAGAGGAUGGGUUACGUACGACAAGUCAGUUAACAUUCGGGAGAUAUGUUGGUCUUUCAAUAGCGUGAAACUGAGAGACACUGAACUCAACGUAAUAGUGAACCGAGAUUUGAGUCGACGAAUCCGAUCUGUCAAUGGAAUCGCUUCGCAUAAGAAUGUCGUUCGCGCGGACAUAAGACACGCGGCGAAGAUUGUCCUCAAUUUAGAUAAACAGAGGAAACUGUGGGACGAAGAGAAUGGAGAGACUAAAGAAACGGUCGAAACGAAGCCGAUGUUUGGAUUCGCGUCAAAGAAUCCGUUACUUAAGAAUAUUACCGAUUAUCUGAUAGAAGAGGCGUCGGCUGAAGAGGAGGAGCUGUUGGGCACCUCUGAGAUCGGAGAACUCGAUGACGGAGAGGAUGGCGAGAACAACGGGCCGUCACUCGAUAGGGACGAGAGUCUGAUUAAAGUGUUGGAUCGACUGCUCCUUUACUUACGUAUUGUUCAUUCAAUCGAUUAUUACAAUCACUCGGAUUAUCCCAACGAAGACGAGAUGCCCAAUCGGAUCGGUAUAAUGCACGCCAGGGGUAUGGUCUCCACUUCCAGCCGUGUCUCACAACAAGAGAUCAAUGAUUACAUAAAGAAUUUCGAGGCAAAGGUUCAGCCCUUCCUUCAGCCGCCGACUGUCGUGACCGAAGAGGACGCCAACAAACUUGGCCUCAAAGACACGGAAGAAGAGGCGGAGAACUUCAUAAAAGCGAAUACACAGGAGUUGGCGAAAGACAAGUGGUUGUGUCCGCUGUCGGGCAAGAAGUUCAAAGGACCCGAUUUCGUGCGCAAACACAUCCUUAACAAACACGUGGAGCGCAUAGAAGAGGCCAAACAGAACGCCGUUUAUCUCAAUAACUAUAUAUUCGAUCCAAAGAGACCUCAACUCCCGGAACACCCCUCCAAUCGUCCGCAGACUAAUCCUCCCAAUCGCGGCGAUGGCUCUAACGCUGGAGCUUCUGGCGGAAUGGCUCCCGGUUAUGGUGGUAUGCCUCACGCCCCGGGCAUGUAUCCGGGUCCUCCUCCUUAUAUGACCGGUGGUUAUGGACCCAGAGGUCCGAUGAUGGGUGGCUUCGGUGGACCGAUGCCUUAUGGCAGAGGUUACCCUCCAAUGGGAAUGGGACCCAUGCAUGACGGCUAUGGUAGGGGACCAAUGGGUCAUCAGAAGCCUAGAUUCACGCGAAAAGAUACGCGAAAUAUCGUGGCGUAUGAAGACUUAGACGACUUAAACGAAAUGGUUUAGCCGUUUGUCAAUUCUUUGUCUCCCUUUCCACCGCUUUCCGCAUCCAUUGAGAAAUCAUUUUUAGUUGUAUUUUAAAUAAAUUCGCGUUUUCUCGAAAAACACUUAAAAUUGCUUUUAAUUUAACAAAUAGUUUACUUUACAAAUGAACUGAAGUUUGAAUGCAAUGUCUUUAACAGAAAGAGAAUCAAUUAUCGAGAUCUCGACGCACCCAAUGACGAUCAAGACAUCAAUAACUAGAUUACUGUUAGACUUACUCUUCUGUCUCACCCCUCGAUGUCUCAUGACUUGUCUCAGUCUCUCUCUCCCCUCCCAUUCGUCUGACUCUAACGUAAUUUUUCUAAUAUUUAAAUUUAAAACCUUUUAUUUUACAUUUAAGAGCCCAUUGUUUAGGUUUUAUUAUUAUUAAUAUGCUGUCAAUUGUUAUAUCAUUUUUAUACACAUUUCUUCACACUAUUGUGUCAAACAUUUUCAAUUUACCAC